AGUCACACACCCCCUGCCUCCCCUCUCUUCCCUCUCCGCCUCCCCUUUCCCCCCCUCGCGAUAAGAAGACCCGGCGGCAGGAGAGGGGAUGAAGAUGGCGGACGCGAAGCAGAAGCGGAACGAGCAGCUGAAGCGCUGGAUCGGCUCCGAGACGGACCUCGAGCCUCCCGUGGUGAAGCGCCAGAAGACCAAGGUGAAGUUCGAUGAUGGCGCCGUCUUCCUGGCUGCUUGCUCCAGCGGCGACACGGACGAGGUCCUCAAGCUGCUGCACCGCGGCGCUGAUAUCAAUUACGCCAAUGUGGACGGACUCACUGCCCUGCACCAGGCUUGCAUUGAUGACAAUGUUGAUAUGGUGAAGUUUCUGGUAGAAAAUGGAGCAAAUAUUAAUCAACCUGAUAAUGAAGGCUGGAUACCACUACAUGCAGCUGCUUCUUGUGGAUAUCUUGAUAUUGCAGAGUUUUUGAUUGGUCAGGGAGCACAUGUAGGAGCUGUCAACAGUGAAGGAGACACACCUUUAGAUAUUGCUGAGGAGGAGGCAAUGGAAGAGCUACUUCAAAAUGAAGUUAAUCGGCAAGGGGUUGAUAUAGAAGCAGCUCGAAAAGAAGAAGAACGAAUAAUGCUUAGAGAUGCAAGACAAUGGCUAAAUAGUGGCCAUAUAAAUGAUGUCCGGCAUGCAAAAUCUGGAGGUACAGCACUUCAUGUUGCAGCCGCUAAAGGCUAUACAGAAGUUUUAAAACUUUUAAUACAGGCGGGCUAUGAUGUUAAUAUUAAAGAUUAUGAUGGCUGGACACCUCUUCAUGCUGCAGCUCAUUGGGGUAAAGAAGAAGCAUGUCGAAUUUUAGUGGACAGUCUGUGUGAUAUGGAGAUGGUCAACAAAGUGGGCCAGACAGCCUUUGAUGUAGCAGAUGAAGACAUUUUAGGAUAUUUAGAAGAGUUGCAAAAGAAACAAAAUCUGCUCCAUAGUGAAAAACGGGAGAAGAAGUCUCCACUGAUUGAAUCAACAGCCAAUAUGGACAAUAAUCAAUCACAGAAAACCUUUAAAAACAAAGAGACAUUGAUUAUUGAGCCUGAGAAAAAUGCAUCCCGUAUUGAAUCUCUGGAACAAGAAAAGGUUGAUGAUGAAGAAGAAGGAAAAAAAGAUGAAUCUAGUUGCUCUAGUGAAGAAGAUGAGGAAGAUGACUCAGAAUCAGAAGCUGAAACAGAUAAGACAAAAUCCAUGGCUUCUGUAACUAAUGCCAAUACUUCUAGUACUCAAGCAGCUCCUGUAGCUGUUACAACACCUACUGUGUCAUCUGGUCAGGCAACACCUACAUCACCUAUUAAAAAGUUUCCAACUUCAGCUACAAAAAUUUCUCCCAAAGAAGAAGAGAGAAAAGAUGAGUCUCCUGCAUCUUGGAGGUUAGGACUUAGAAAGACUGGUAGUUAUGGCGCACUUGCAGAAAUCACAGCAUCUAAAGAGGCUCAGAAAGAAAAAGACACUGCAGGUGUUAUGCGUUCAGCUUCAAGUCCCAGACUUUCCUCCUCUUUGGAUAAUAAAGAAAAGGAGAAAGAUAGUAAAGGAACUAGGCUUGCAUAUGUUGCACCUACAAUACCAAGACGACUAGCCAGUACAUCUGACAUUGAAGAGAAAGAAAACAGAGAUUCUUCAAGUUUGCGAACAAGUAGUUCAUAUACAAGAAGAAAAUGGGAAGAUGAUCUCAAAAAGAAUAGCUCAAUUAAUGAAGGAUCAGCUUAUCAUAAAAGUACCUCAAAUCGUUUGUGGGCUGAGGAUAGUACUGAAAAAGAAAAGGACAGUGUUCCUACGGCAGUGACCAUUCCUGUUGCUCCAACUGUUGUAAAUGCUGCAGCCUCUACCACAACCCUGACUACAACUACUGCUGGCACUGUCUCCUCCACUUCAGAGGUCAGGGAGAGACGCAGAUCAUACCUCACUCCUGUUAGAGAUGAAGAGUCUGAAUCCCAAAGAAAAGCAAGAUCUAGACAAGCAAGACAGUCUAGAAGAUCAACACAGGGGGUGACAUUGACUGAUCUUCAGGAAGCUGAGAAAACGAUAGGAAGGAGUCGUUCUACCCGAACCAGAGAACAAGAAAAUGAAGAAAAAGAAAAAGAAGAAAAAGAAAAACAGGAUAAAGAGAAGCAAGAAGAAAAGAAGGAGUCAGAAACAUCUAGAGAAGAUGAAUAUAAACAAAAGUACUCCAGAACAUAUGAUGAGACUUAUCAACGCUACAGACCAGUAUCAACUUCAAGUUCAACCACUCCAUCCUCUUCACUUUCUACCAUGAGCAGUUCACUCUAUGCUUCAAGUCAACUAAACAGGCCAAAUAGUCUUGUAGGUAUAACUUCUGCUUACUCCAGAGGAUUAACAAAGGAAAAUGAAAGAGAGGGAGAAAAGAGAGAAGAAGAAAAAGAGGGAGAAGAUAAAUCACAACCUAAAUCAAUCAGAGAACGACGACGACCAAGAGAGAAAAGAAGAUCUACAGGAGUUUCAUUCUGGACACAAGAUAGUGAUGAAAAUGAACAAGAACAACAAUCUGAUACAGAAGAGGGAUCCAAUAAGAAAGAAACUCAGACGGAUUCCAUUUCUAGAUAUGAAAUCAGUUCUACAUCAGCUAGUGAUCGGUAUGAUUCCUUGCUGGGUCGCUCUGGAUCAUACAGUUACUCAGAAGAAAGAAAACCUUACAGUAGCAGGCUAGAAAAGGAUGAUUCAACUGACUUUAAAAAGCUUUAUGAACAAAUUCUAGCUGAAAAUGAAAAGCUGAAAGCACAACUACAUGAUACAAAUAUGGAACUGACAGAUCUUAAAUUACAAUUGGAAAAGGCCACCCAGAGACAAGAAAGAUUUGCUGAUAGGUCACUACUGGAAAUGGAAAAAAGGGAACGAAGAGCUCUAGAAAGAAGAAUAUCUGAAAUGGAAGAAGAGCUCAAAAUGUUACCAGACCUAAAAGCAGACAACCAGAGGCUAAAGGAUGAAAAUGGGGCCUUGAUCAGAGUUAUAAGCAAACUUUCCAAAUAAAAAAAGAAAAAGCAGCAAGUAAUUGGAAUUGCACAUAUUAGUAACCCAGUGGACCAUAAUUGACAGUCACUGGAAGCCUGGGAAGAAUCCUUGGAGACUGUCAUUUUUGGAUAUCCUGCCAAAUGCCCUCUUAUCUAGGAGUUUUGUUUUGUUUAAUUUUCUGGUGUUUUUCUUUUUUUUUUUUUUUUUUUUUCCUUGUAUCAAGACCAUUGUUUCAUGUUAAUGCAGCUGCUGAGAAGAUUUUUUUUUAUGACUGAGAAAACUUGUUUACAGCUCCAGCAUAUAAGGAAAGUGUUCAAGGCCAGAUAUGCCUCAGAUAUUUAACCAGUAAGCCUUAGUUGUACAUAAAUACUUUUGUGUCAACAAAAACUCAGCUCUCACAGAAGACAGUUAUUCAGCAUUUUUUGAUGUGCCACAGUUUCCAGUUUUUCGAUAUUUAAUUUUUAUUUUUUUUUUUGCUUUUCAUCUGAGUUUGGGUUUGUAUUUUUUCCUUCUAACUCUUCAUGUGGCAGACCCUUCUCCUGUCUCACAGCUUUCUCAUUUACAGAAAAGAACACUUGCUCUUCUGAGAUCAUUGUCAUAUAUUAGGCUAAUGCUGUGUUGUCCCCCACCUGGAACUGAAUUGCUUGGUGGAACAUUUGCUUUCACUGUUUGUGCAAUAUGCAUUUAUUCCUUAUAUGAAUGCUUUAAAGUCAGUUGAGAUUAGAUUCUUUUAAGUCCUGUUUUCUGCCUUCAUUGGUCACUUUUGUUUUGUUUGUUUUUUAUUAUUGUAGUAUAAGAUGUUAGAUUCUUUAAUCUUCACAUUCAUUUUAGCAGGUACUGAGUGAUGCUGUAUAUAUAAAUAAGUGUAUUGUUUUGAUUUUUAGACCACCACAUGGCAUGCUUGACUGUUUUCUUAUUUCAAAUGUCUGUUAAUGCAAAGUAGGCUACUCCAUAAUAGUGUUAAAAACAAAAUUUGCUAACAAUGUGAUAUAAAGACUUUUAAAAUAACACGUUUAUGUGGAGCCCUAUCUUUACAAAAGUUUUCUACUGUAAAAUGCUUUUACUUUUAUUUGCAGUUUUCAUUUGAUAGUAUUCAACCAUAAUUAAAGUUCCAUAAGGUAAUUACUUCACAUUUCACAUACCUGUAUUUAUCUGAGUGCUGUCUAUAACUGUUGUGCUAGCCAAAGUAAUGCUAUGAAAUCAUUUGCAGACUUAACGUGAGUUCGUGUUAAAUGCACUGUUAUUGCCAUGUGAAGAGGCAUUGACUUUGAUACCACCAUCAUGUUCAGACCAUUUUAUACAUUUCAGUGGCCUUUUUUUAAAAAAAAAGCAAAACCAAGUACAUAUGAAGAUGGCUUUUAUUUGGACAAAUAGCUUUUAUAUUUUCAUUAAACCAUGCAAAAAAUACUCUAUCUUUCUGGCACAUAACUGUCUCCUUAACCACUGAACAGUUCAGCCAUUUGAAUAAAUUGUACAUUGUAAAGCUUAUAGUAGCUAAUUGUAUUAUUGAUUGUAUUGUAUACUAUAUUAAAUGUGAAUUUGUACCCCCUUCAUUUUAAAAGGUCAUUGUGUUCUACUGCCUAUUUUAGAUUACUUUGGGGUUGGGAAAAGGUGUUUUGGUAAGCAGGAUUUUAAGUCCUCUCUUUCUUGAUUGGUUUUAUGAAGAUAUAAGGUUAUGCUCUUACUACCAAGCUCAGGAUUCUUGAUUUUUAAAGGUACAAGGAUAGUUGUGGGAAUUUUAUUUUUGGUUAUAUUUGAACUGUAUGAAUGGUUGGUCUGAAUAUAAAGAAUUUCCAUGGUCUUAUGUGGACGUAAAAUAUACAGAUAAUUGGUCAGUUUGAGUGACUGCAACAUGUUCUGGUUGCACAACAGUUAGGCAUGCUAAGGAUUAUAUUUGUGAAGUUUGGAUGCCUGUGAAGAAUGAUUAAAUACAUGUUUCUAAUAUUUUAGUGUUUUGUAUUUAGGUUAUUUAUUCUUUGUAUCUAAAACUGAACAGCUACUGUGCUAUAUUGAUUUUAUUGGUAGUAUUGAGCAGACCUUGUUUCUGCAUGAAACUAGUUGCAAAACCCACUAUUUUGGAAAUAAAAA
Messenger RNA from Orcinus orca (killer whale), 5083 nucleotides. RefSeq names its product protein phosphatase 1 regulatory subunit 12A-like. Gene Ontology annotation, biological process: signal transduction. The record is from RefSeq and is a predicted model, not a curated record. The transcript has a single exon. Lineage: Eukaryota; Metazoa; Chordata; Mammalia; Artiodactyla; Delphinidae. Gene Ontology annotation, molecular function: protein kinase binding; phosphatase regulator activity; enzyme inhibitor activity. Gene Ontology annotation, cellular component: cytoplasm; A band; Z disc. Bases 89 to 3013 code for a protein of 974 amino acids.